This is a messenger RNA of Sander lucioperca (pikeperch), 1971 nucleotides long. It is a transcript of the gene ubxn7, whose product is annotated as UBX domain protein 7. Gene Ontology annotation, cellular component: nucleus. Gene Ontology annotation, molecular function: ubiquitin binding. NCBI's taxonomy places the organism in Eukaryota, Metazoa, Chordata, Actinopteri, Perciformes, Percidae. Bases 19 to 1620 code for a protein of 533 amino acids. Gene Ontology annotation, biological process: proteasome-mediated ubiquitin-dependent protein catabolic process. The record is from RefSeq and is a predicted model, not a curated record. The transcript is spliced from 11 exons.
AAAGGGACGGCGUAGCGCAUGCGCGACAUUUAUGUUGUUGUUUGUGGCGGUAAGAUGGCGGCGCUCGGAGACACCUCAGCUCCGGGGGUGAAUGGGUUAAUACAACAAUUCACAUCAAUAACAGGAGCCACAGAGAGUGUAGGACAACAUAUGUUGGAAGCAUGCAAUAACAACCUGGAGAUGGCAGUGACCAUGUUUCUGGACGGAGGUGGGAUUACAGAGGAGCCCAGCACCAGCUCCAGUUCAGCAGCUUCAAGCAGCAGAGCUCCCCCUUCAGAUGACGUACGAGCACCCAUUCCUCAGAAGCAGGACAUAUUGGUGGAACCUGAACCAUUGUUUGGAGUGCCAAAGCGAAGAAGACCUGCACGAUCUAUAUUUGAUGGUUUCCGAGACUUUCAAACAGAAACAAUUCGCCAGGAACAGGAGCUGCGUAACGGUGGAACAGUGGAUAAGAAACUGAGCACCCUGGCAGACCUUUUCCGUCCUCCCAUUGAGCUCAUGCACAAAGGCAGCUUUGAGACGGCAAAAGACUGUGGACAACUUGAGAACAAGUGGCUUAUGAUCAACAUUCAAAAUGUUCAGGACUUUGCCUGCCAAUGCCUGAACAGGGAUGUUUGGAGUAAUGAUGCAGUGAAGACCAUCAUCAGAGAACACUUCAUAUUCUGGCAGGUAUAUCAUGAUAGUGAAGAGGGACAAAGAUACAUCCAGUUCUAUAAGCUGAACAAGUUUCCCUAUAUUUCCAUCCUCGAUCCCCGCACAGGUCAAAAAAUGGUGGAAUGGAAUCAGCUGGAUGUGGCAUCGUUUUUGGAGCAGACUACUGGCUUCCUGGCAGAGCACGGCCAGCUCGAUGGGCCAUCCUGCCACGCACCCCCUGCCAAACGAGCUCGCUCUGAGAGUCUGAUUGAUGCCAGUGAAGACAGUCAGCUGGAGGCAGCGAUACGAGCCUCCCUACAGGAGACCCACUACGAGUCCUCAAAUGCCCCCGAGGCCCCUGAUUCCCUCCGAUCAGAUGACGAAUCGGAUGCAGAGCCUUUCUCUGAUAGCGAGGGUCCCAUAUCUGUUGAUGGCUCAGACAGCGAAGAGAAAAGUUUUACCAGCAAACACACUCCGCCCCCUCCGGCCACUGCGGCCCAGCAGCGUCUACACCCCGAUAGUUCCACUUCUUCCCAUAGAAAGUCUCCAUACAAAGAAAACAACCACAGUCACAAGAAAGAGGAGAGCAAAAAGAACCACCUGGAGCCCUCAGCUGCUGCUCCUCGUCAUCCUCAGCCUGACGCAGAUUCUGCAGGUAACCACUGUCUCCCAGCAGACGAAAGCGCUGGACCUUCCACGACUAGCACCACCAAAAUCUGUGACGUGGACUGUCCUGACGACAAUGGUCCCAAAGCCAGGUUGAUGCUCCGUUACCCUGAUGGACAGAGAGAGCAAAUUUCCUUGUCUUCUAAAGCAAAACUUUUGGCCCUGGUAAGACACGUCCAAUCCAAAGGCUACCCAAAUGAACGCUUCGAACUCGUCACCAACUUUCCCAGAAGGAAGCUUGCCCACUUGGACUAUGACAUCACGCUGCAGGAGGCGGGGCUUUGUCCACAGGAGACUGUAUUUGUUCAGGAGAGGAACUAGCCUUGUCAGACACACUCACUUUUGCUUGUCUGUAUCUCUCUGCUAGACCUCACCCUUUCACCAAUGAUCUGGGACGAUGUCACUGGCCUUGAUCCUAUAACCUUCUGUUCUCCUGGAAUUAGGCCCCAUUUUUGCCAAGACAACUAUUUGUGGAUGGACUACUUUCCCCGCCACUCCACGGGUCUGAAUACUGACAUCUCUACUGACAGCCUAAUCCCUUUGUAGUGCGCUACAGUUGGCCAGUAAGGUGUUAAAGAUGCCGACACUCUUUAAUUUUUUAAUGCAAUAUAUUCUUUUCUGAUGCAGGCUUCAUCUUGUUCUGAACACUGAGGCACAUCUGGAUAGAAUAUA